This is a messenger RNA of Penicillium arizonense, 924 nucleotides long. Its product is annotated as DUF3716 domain-containing protein. The record is from RefSeq and is a predicted model, not a curated record. Bases 1 to 924 code for a protein of 307 amino acids. The transcript is spliced from 2 exons. NCBI's taxonomy places the organism in Eukaryota, Fungi, Ascomycota, Eurotiomycetes, Eurotiales, Aspergillaceae.
AUGGACAACGACCCACCCCCCAAUGAUCCUUCCGGAUCAACCGCACCUCCAAUGGCGCAUCCACUAUCCAGCGAUCCUUCGAGACCACCGGCGGCUCCACUGGCCCCUCGCUUCUUGGUCCCUGCCGGCGGAAAGUACCUUCCCCCACCAGCGGUCGGCCGAGACCUUAAUGAGCCUGGAGAGUGGGCAAAAGAGGUGAUGGAGCUGAACUCAUCAAAGGCCCGUAAGGGCGAUACAAUCCUCUCACCCCUCCUCGAGGAGCUGGUUGUUAGGCCUCCCCGUCGUGAACCUCAGCUGCGCGAAUCACGUCGGAUGACUGAGCCCGCCCUAAGGGCUCAUCUGUUCGCCAAUAUCCGAAAUAAUGAGGCGGCCUUGAUGGUGGUCGUGGGAACCGUGAAAGAGACCACGGACCAGGAAUGCACCCACUGCAAGAAGCUGGGAGGGCCCUGGGCCCGGUGCGUCAUCAUUGAGGGUAUUGCUGGCGACGGGCUACCCUGCGCCAAUUGCCACCAACUGAGACGGGCUAAAACAUGCGAGUUCACUGGAACCGCGCCGCCCCGACACAAUCGGGUUAACCGCACCCGCCGUCGAACAGCUCAGCCUACGGCCGACCACCCACAGACAAGUGCUACCGCUGAUACCGACAUUGCUGAUCAAAUUCGCGUCCUCGAAUCGUCCCACAGAAUUCAGGUGAUUGUUAUUCACGAGGCCAAUCGAACUGUGACAGAGCUUCUCCACGUUGUUCGUGAAUCCCUUGAUCUGGUCAUAAGGGGUUGGAACGGAAACACUCUCCAGGAUCGGGACAUCCAGCGACUGGAUGAAAACUUCAGAGCUCUAGCCCGUGCUCACCAACUCGAGUCUCGCCAGAAUGAUGUUGAGAGAGACAUGGCCAACCAGCUCCGCACCUUACGUUCUCAGCUGUGA